Aspergillus saccharolyticus JOP 1030-1 is the source of this 4514-nucleotide messenger RNA. Its product is annotated as putative Patatin-like serine hydrolase. Gene Ontology annotation, molecular function: magnesium ion transmembrane transporter activity. Gene Ontology annotation, biological process: magnesium ion transport; lipid metabolic process. The record is from RefSeq and is a predicted model, not a curated record. Bases 224 to 4321 code for a protein of 1365 amino acids. The transcript has 6 exons. Gene Ontology annotation, cellular component: membrane. NCBI's taxonomy places the organism in Eukaryota, Fungi, Ascomycota, Eurotiomycetes, Eurotiales, Aspergillaceae.
CUCUCUUGCCGCCAGCACAAACACAAGAAAAAUUAUCUCUUCCAUCAUUCUUGUUUUUUUCGGGUCAGUACCUUUCCUCCUACAUUUCUGCAGCCAUCGCACCUGGGUUCUUGGUCUGUUCCCUUCUCGUUGAACCUACGACCAAACGACCAACGACUACUACUCGCUUUUUUACUGUCUACAACCGUUGCCGCCUGAUUGAGUCUUAACCCCCCGCGGGGUCAUGGAUUACUCCGUCAAUCUCCGCCGCAAGGAUACCACCAAGGGGCCACCCUUGAGGAUUCUCUCCUUGGAUGGUGGCGGCGUUCGGGGCUAUUCUAUGCUCAUUAUUCUUCAAGAACUCAUGUACCGUGUCUACGUCGAAUGCGAAGGAAAAGCGCCUCGCCGCGAAGAAAUCCCUAAACCAUGCGACCAUUUCGAUCUCAUCGUUGGCACUGGGACCGGCGGUCUCAUCGCCCUCAUGCUGGGACGUCUUCGCCUUGACCUCGAAACCUGUAAAGAGGUUUACGUGCGCAUGACCCGCCGGGUUUUCGAAACUGACAAAACCAUCGCCGGCAUUCCGUUUCGAUCCACCUUAUUCAAAGCCUCCAGGCUCGAAGAGGCCAUCCGCGAAUGUGUUCGUGAGCAUACCGUAUUCGAGGCUGAGGGCAAUGACAUAACCCCCGGCAGUGCGCGCAACUCGCUCGCAGGGGCUCCCUAUAGUCCCAAUGCGAUCGCAAUCCCUCAGCGCUCAGGUAGUCGCGCUAGUUUCAGCACCACCGGUACGGCGCACUCUUCUGGUCAUAGUAGUCAUCGCAAUUCCACAUUUGUGAACGGCUUGCGGUGGGGAAAUCCGGAUGCAUUACUGUAUGACAAUCGGGAAUAUCGAACUAAGACUGCGGUCACCGCACUCUACAAAGGUACAACCCGUAAUGGGUCGUCUGUCUUGCUUCGUUCUUACGAUUCCCGCAAAGAACCCCCUCCCGAGUUCAACUGCACAAUCUGGCAGGCAGGUCGGGCCACCUCGGCCACUGGAAUGGCCUUCAAACCCAUUCAGAUUGGGCAGCACGUCUUCAUUGACGAAGGAGCCGGCACGUACAAUCCGGCGCCGCAGGUUUUGGACGAAGCGACGGUGAACGAGUGGCCGGGCCGUGAGGUGGGUGUGUUUGUCAGCAUAGGCACUGGCAAACGGCCGCCCGGCACGAACAAUCGCCAACAUGAAUGGUGGGAGGAUUUUUUUGGGGAUGCGUUGGGCACGUUUGCCGAAGCACGUCGACGGCUCAUUGCCAAAAUCGAGGGCUGUGAAGACAUCCACGUGGCGAUGCUGCGCGAUCAUCUCUCGAAGCGCAAUGUGAGCCAGGAUAACUAUUACCGAUUGAAUGUUGAGGUUGGUGUGGGCGAGUUUGGUAUGAAUGAGUGGAAUCGCUUAGCGGACAUUAGCACCAACACGAGACGUUACUUGACUCGGCCCGAGGUAAAGCGACAGAUUCUCGAUGCAGGUGUCAAGUUUGCCAAGAUUAACCGACAGCAUCGACGUCAGGCAGAUCAUGCGGCGGCGACGGCAGAGAACGAGUCGGCUGAGGAGACCAAUUCCAUUCUAGGCAGUCCUGUCUUGUCGGUGCAACCUCCACUACCCCAUCCGAUGGCGGUGGAAUUGCCCGCCGAAUUACCGGGGGACUUCGUUCAACGGCCGCCGUUGGCGGCUGAUGAUGCAUUACCCGCGCAUCCGACGCCGCACGAUGCGGUCCUGGGCUCCCCUGCGCGUGGCUCUGGGAGCGAUCUGGCCAGUCCAAGUCCUCACGGCUCUUCACGCCCCAGUUUUGAACUGCCGUCGCAUCAUAGCGGGGAGGGAGUGCCUCCGCCUGUUCCCCCCAAAAACCCCAUCCCCUAUCCGGACUAUGUCGGUGAACUGGGUGGUAUUCCUAUGCCAAUGCCGACUGUGAUGUCUCCGAUGACGACGAGUGGUGGCCACGGAUAUCCGGGGCCGAGUGGGAAAGUCCGACCGCCGUAUCCUAUGGAUGAACCCCCCGCGGUAAACAAGCAGCGAAAGCCAAGCUAUCAUUACUCCGUACGAAUUGUAUAUAUGAGUUUCUUUAUAUGUCUCUUUCUCUCUCUCUAUCUGACACAUUCCAAACCCACCCCAGCUCACUCCACAUUCCGCCGGUCUGCCCUUCUGGCUGCGCGAGAGACAACCACUUCCACCGCCUCGUCCUCUUCUUCACGGCCCGCCUCCUAUAAAAUCGUCGGUAUCUGCUUGGCCGUUGCUUCCGGCUUCUUUAUUGGGACCUCCUUCGUUCUCAAGAAGAUCGGACUUCUCCGUGCCAAUGUCAAAUACAACGAAGAAGCCGGUGAAGGCUACGGCUAUCUCAAGAAUCUAUACUGGUGGUGUGGAAUGACUCUGAUGAUAAUCGGCGAAAUCUGCAAUUUCGUAGCCUAUGCUUUCGUUGAUGCGAUCUUAGUAACGCCGCUGGGUGCUCUCACCGUCGUGGUCUGCACCGUUCUUUCCGCCAUCUUUCUCAAAGAACGACUCAGCUUCGUUGGCAAAGUCGGUUGUUUCUGCUGUAUUAUAGGCUCUGUGGUUAUCCCGCUAAACGCCCCAGAGCAAUCGUCCGUGAGCGACAUACAGGAGAUGAAACACUAUGUGAUUACUCCCGGAUUCCUGUCCUAUGCGGGAGUGAUCCUCGCUGGGUGUACCUUCACCGCACUGUACCUGGGACCAAGAUACGGGAAGAAGUCCAUGUUUGUGUAUCUCAGUAUAUGUUCGCUAAUCGGCGGGCUAAGCGUGGUUGCGACGCAGGGUUUGGGGUCAGCCAUUCUGGCGCAAAUCAAUGGCAAGUCGCAGUUCAAGGAAUGGUUCUUGUACGUUCUGCUGGUAUUCGUGGUAGGAACGCUUCUGACGGAAAUCAUUUAUUUAAAUAAAGCGCUGAACAUUUUCAAUGCUGCUCUCGUUACUCCGACUUACUACGUUUUCUUUACCAGUGCAACCAUCGUCACGUCCGCCGUUUUGUUCCAGGGCUUCCACGGCGCAGUCAAAGACAUCGUCACUGUCGUUCUCGGUUUCUUACAGAUCUGCGCGGGCGUGGUCCUGUUGCAACUUUCCAAGUCUGCCAAGGAUGUCCCUGACGCUGCUGUCUUCAAGGGCGAUUUAAACCAGGUCCGUGAGGUUGCGACUCAGGAAGAUCACGAAUUCGAACCAAAGGCAGAUUCUAUCCGCGGCGCUGCCGCCAUCAUUCGCCGCAUCUCCACCCCACGCCGUACUAUGGAGGCUGAAGAGGCUCGCCGCUAUUAUCGCGACCGUCAGGAGGAUCUACGCACUCCGCUAGCUGAGAACGAAAUCGUUGAGUGGGAUGGAUUGCGCCGGCGCAAAACCGUUCUCGGCGAGGGUCCCACCACGGCAGCUCGCGCGCGCACUCCGUCUGUUCGACAACACCCACUCCCGCCCCUGGGUAUGGCCCGCGUGCCAGAAGAGCAGAAACGUGAGAAUGAGGAGGACGAUGACCCACCACGUCCGGCUACAACACAGAGUAGCAACUCGUUCCUAGACGAUCUUCGCUCGCGCGCAAACAGCUUAUUUCACCAGACGUGGCAGCCCGUGCACAAGGAGCCGUUGCCCCACUCUGAUGCUGAUCCUGUGUCGCUAAAGGCCAUGGGAGCAGGCCGCAAGUACCCCGACACGCACUACAGCGGCCCAGGCGGUCGUUCCAUGCGAUCAGCAGUCGAGACCGGGACCGACGAGUACACUGCACCCCCGAGCCCCCCACCGCACGGAGGCGCGGAACGGCAAUUUUCCUUUACUAGCGUUCUCGGGCGAAUAAAAGCCGGCAGCCCUGAACCUGUAGGCCCCCGCCCUGCUUCACGCCAACGUGCUCUCCAUCACCACUACCACCGCUCGUCAGGCGCAACCGAAGAAGAACGCCUUGGCCUAGUGCGUGGAGACUCGAGAUCGGAUGAACCGGACGAGAAAGGUCUGGGUAGUGCUUAUGAUGACGACGAUAUUUGGAAUGACGGGCCUGACCCGCUGCCUUCUGGUUAUCUUCACCGAGCAGAUUCCCCCGAGUCGCAUCGCAUGUUCUCCAGCGAAUCACUGUACCCGGCGCGACUGCGAGUGAACCCGUUGCCUCCUUUGCCGGAUGAAGAACCGCUGGCUGAUCCGUAUGCACCCGUUGGGAUGUCGGGGUUACGGCGCGAGUCAGAUAGUAGCGCGGGAACAUUUGCCUCAUCGCCGCCCACUCGCGGGAGCGCGAACGGGGGCAGUAGCGAGGGAUGGCGCAGACAUCGAUCAGGACAGAGCAGCGGCGGGGGAAGUGGAGGUCUUCUUGGUAAGAGGGGGACAUUUAUCUAGGAACUGGAGCGCGUGACAUGAUACAUGAAAUGAUGAUGAAAUGAUGACAUUGGCGAUGUAUACUUAUGAUUUUGAAUUUAUUAAAUGUAUAUGCUUGUGAUUCACUUCCGUGGAGCGCGACGUAUCAUCAUGAUAUUCAUUAUUGGACAGGCAAUAUAGGCGUUGUGGUAGGGUAUCUUCCAUGAUAUAAUGG